AUGCGUCUCUGGGAUGGAAAAGAUGGCUGCCAACGGUCCAGUGCCUCACGCGUGCGUGGUUGGCCUGGAGGCAUAGAGCGGUUCUGUGAAACUUGGUGGUGGCGUCUGAUCAGGCAGAGGAUUCCCGACUCGUGGAUGCGUGAAAGGGCACUCUGUAAUACUCGUAUGCACUCAAUCUCCGUCAUCAGACAGGCGCCUGAGACCAGAGUCGAGGCGGUCCUGGUGUUGGUACUUGGCGAAGCACUGAUUGUACCUUACUUCCGAGUGGUUGGUUAG
Molecule: messenger RNA, 276 nt
Organism: Trichoderma reesei QM6a
Lineage: Eukaryota; Fungi; Ascomycota; Sordariomycetes; Hypocreales; Hypocreaceae
Exons: 3
Coding region: 1-276 (91 amino acids)
Source: RefSeq, a predicted model, not a curated record